Molecule: messenger RNA, 2284 nt
Organism: Frieseomelitta varia
Lineage: Eukaryota; Metazoa; Arthropoda; Insecta; Hymenoptera; Apidae
Gene: TM9SF2
Product: transmembrane 9 superfamily member 2
Exons: 15
Coding region: 235-2229 (664 amino acids)
Biological process (GO): protein localization to membrane
Cellular component (GO): membrane
Source: RefSeq, a predicted model, not a curated record
AUGUAAGAGGCAAGAUGAGUUACAAUUGACACUCAUUUCCGUGAAAAUCGAGUUUGCAAUAUCGAGACGUUCGAUAGUGUCGAAAGACUGUUACACGUAGAAGUUACCAAUCUGUGUUCACGACUCGUUGUCAAUGACAGUAUCAUGGCAGUAUAGUGUCUGAUGUUUUUCACAUAGCAAUUGACGUGCACUUGCAUUAAGCAAGUAGUUAGUGAGGAUAUCUAAUAAUAUACAAUGGCGAGAAUAAUUCUACUGUGGUUAUUGUUUGUUGUAUGUUUGAUUCACCACUCGUUAGGGUUUUAUUUGCCGGGUCUGGCGCCGGUGAAUUAUUGCAAGCGCGGAGAAACUUCUGAAACGUGUAAAUCUGAAAUCAAACUGUAUGUAAAUCGUCUAAACACUGAAAAAUAUGUAAUACCGUACGAGUACCAUCACUUUGAUUUUUGUCCUUCCGACGAAGCUCAGAGUCCUGUUGAAAACUUGGGACAGGUUGUUUUUGGAGAGCGUAUAAGGCCUUCUCCUUACCAGCUAGAAUUCAUGAAAAAUGUUAAAUGUGACACUGUGUGUAAAAAAACAUAUCAUGGAGGAAACAGAGAUUCAGAAAAAAAAUUGGAGUUUUUGAAAAAAGGAAUGGCAUUUAAUUACCAGCAUCAUUGGAUAGUUGAUAAUAUGCCUGUUACAUGGUGUUACCAGUUAGAAGACGAACGACAAUAUUGUAGUACUGGAUUUCCCAUGGGAUGCUUUUCUCGAGAAUCGAGAUCUCAAAUGGACACCUGCAGUAUUAAUGGUGCAUAUAACAAACCAAAAACUUACUAUCUAUUUAAUCACGUAGACCUUACGAUCACGUAUCAUAGCGGUGUUAAAGAAGAUUGGGGAUCCGCAUUUAAAGAAAAUGGAGGACGUAUAAUAUCUGUUAAAGUGGUUCCUCGUAGUAUUAAACAUACUCCAGGUCGUAUUCCUGACUGUGAAUAUAAAGUACCAUUAGAAAUACCACACGGUGCACUUCCUUCUGGUCAAGAAUUAUCUGUUAUUUAUACAUAUUCUGUGACAUAUACCGAGAACAGUACAAUUAAAUGGUCAUCCAGAUGGGAUUAUAUUUUGGAAUCUAUGCCACAUACAAAUAUACAGUGGUUUAGUAUCCUUAAUUCAUUAAUAAUUGUUUUAUUUCUUUCUGGAAUGGUGGCCAUGAUAUUGCUUCGAACACUGCACAAAGAUAUUGCGAGAUACAAUCAGGCUUCCUUCCAGAUAGAAUCAGGAGAAGACGCACAUGAAGAAUUUGGCUGGAAAUUAGUUCAUGGUGAUGUAUUUCGACCUCCCCGCAAAGGAAUGUUACUAUCAGUUUUACUCGGAUCUGGUGUUCAAGUGUUUUACAUGACGCUUGUAACGCUUGCAUUUGCAUGUUUAGGAUUUUUAUCUCCAGCAAAUAGAGGAGCUCUAAUGACUUGUGCUAUGGUUUUAUAUGUUUGCCUUGGAGCCACUGCUGGUUACGUAUCUGCUAGAAUAUAUAAAAGCUUCGGCGGUGAAAAAUGGAAAUCAAACGUAUUACUCACAUCUAUGUUGAGUCCAGGAAUCGUAUUCAGUUUGUUCUUUAUAAUGAAUUUAAUAUUUUGGGCAAAUGAUAGUUCAGCCGCAGUGCCAUUCAGCACUCUUAUUGCUCUUCUAGCACUUUGGUUUGGUGUAUCUCUUCCAUUGACAUUUAUUGGAGCUUACUUCGGAUUCAGAAAAAGGUCUCUGGAGCAUCCUGUAAGAACCAAUCAAAUUCCUAGGCAAAUACCAGAGCAAAGUUUUUAUACUCAACCAAUACCUGGAGUAAUAAUGGGUGGUGUUCUGCCUUUCGGAUGUAUAUUUAUACAAUUAUUCUUUAUACUUAAUUCUUUAUGGUCAAGUCAGGUUUAUUACAUGUUUGGAUUUCUCUUUUUGGUAUUUGUUAUACUUGUAAUUACAUGUUCAGAAACGACGAUCUUACUUUGUUAUUUUCAUCUUUGUGCAGAGGACUAUCAUUGGUGGUGGCGUAGUUUUUUAACAUCUGGAUUCACCGCGUUUUAUUUAUUAGUCUAUUGCAUACACUUCUUCAUGACUAAAUUAGAAAUAGAAGAUGCUACGUCUACGUUCCUUUACUUUGGUUAUACGUGUAUUAUGGUUUAUCUAUUCUUCGUUUUAACAGGAUCGAUUGGUUUCUUUGCCUGUUUCUGGUUCGUGCGGAAGAUCUACAGUGUCGUAAAAGUCGAUUAAUGUAUCAGAUGUGAUAUCAUCAAAAUAAACUGAGUGUGGUAUGAAUAAAAUAAUA